Phragmites australis (common reed) is the source of this 994-nucleotide messenger RNA. Its product is annotated as auxin-induced protein 15A-like. The transcript has a single exon. Lineage: Eukaryota; Viridiplantae; Streptophyta; Magnoliopsida; Poales; Poaceae. Gene Ontology annotation, biological process: response to auxin. Bases 226 to 591 code for a protein of 121 amino acids. The record is from RefSeq and is a predicted model, not a curated record.
CACUCCCGCUAGCUCCAAAGCCAUCUCCCCCACGCGCGAGCCGGCGGAGUGCUAUAAAAACCACGACGAGUGCCACGGAACACCUCGCACCGCAUCGCUUGGCCUCGAGUGGCAGUCGCUUUAAGCUUGCAUCGCCGGUUACGUAGCGCAAGAAGCCGAGACCCAGGAAGCUAGCUAGGCGCGCGCGCGUGCAGCGACGGCGAGGAGGCAGAGCUGGUUGACAGCAUGCAGGGGGAGGAGAAGAAGGGGAAGGUGAAGAAGGGGUGGCUGGCGGUGCGGGUCGGGGCGGAGGGCGGCGACGACGGCGGGUCCCGGCGGUUCGUCAUCCCCAUCGCGUACCUGUACCACCCGCUGUUCCGGCGGCUGCUCGAGGCCGCGCGCGACGCCUACGGCUACGACUACUCGGCGGGGCCGCUGCGGCUGCCGUGCUCCGUCGACGAGUUCCUCCGGCUGCGUGCGCUCGUCGAGCGGGAGACGCAAGCCACCGCGGGCUGGUCGACCUCGGGGUCGUCGUCGCACCGCGUGCACGCCGGCGGUGGGCACAACCACCACUCUCUCUCCCCGUGCACCCGCACCAAGGUCAGCUCGUGAUCAGGGGCUGAUCGAGUCGAGCUCGGCUUUCGUGAGUGCACCGCGACCCUGAGGAGUCCAUCGAUCGAGCCGGAGGCGUAGAGAGAGAGAGAGAGGAGAUACAGUAGGUGAUUAGUCUGGGGGUGCUUAUGGUUUUGGUUUUGGCUCCGGCCUUUCCCUUUUGCUUUUGAUUUUGCACAUGCGUGUACUAUACUAGAAUUAACAGAUCGAUCGAUCGGUGUAUAAUUAACAGUCCACACAGCUCUUCUUCAGCUAGAUAUGUUUGUUAAUUUUUCUUUCAAAAUCCAGCUAACUAGUUGUGCAAAGGAAGAUUACUUUGGGUGGAAGUGGAAAUGGAUUUGAGGAGUGCAAAAAUGUUGGACAAUUCAUCAGGCAAGAGGGCAGGACAUCAUGAGAGGAAUCA